AAGAAUCGACCCAAUGCAAAGAACAUGAUGUGAAAAAGUCAACAAAGUGAUACGAAAAUUUGCGAAGUUGUUUUCAUCAGUCUCGGAAAAUUCGACAGUAAAUAAAUAGAUUUAAUAGUGCAAAAUGAAAAUAUGUACACAACUUGAUUGACUUUAACAAAGUAUUGAAGUGUUAAUGUAGCUCUACUUAAAAUACUAUUCAUAUUUAAAUUCAAAGUAAAGCUAGGCGAUUUCGGAUUAUUUUUCUUGUGUACAUAUGUAUGUAGAAAGUAUAACAUAACCCCAAAUAGAGAGAUGUAUAAAUCGCCGUACAUAUAAGGAAAAUGAAAUUUAAAAGCUAUUACUAAAUAAAUACAUAUAAAGCACAUAUAGAUCAAUACGUGGCGUUGCAUUUUGAGUAAAAAAUUAUUAAAUUGCACAAGAAAAAAUCCGAAAGUAACAAAAUUUUAUCAAAAUCAUAGUUAAGUUUGGAAAAAUUUCAGCAAAAAAUCGAUAUAUUUUUCAAAGACUUCAAAUGACGCUUUAAGUGUAUGUUCAUUAAGAAUCAAUCUCUCUUGGAUCAUUUUACAAGUUCAAAGACAAAUACCCAAAACUAAAAAAGAAAUCAUGCGGGUGGUUGCUAUGGUUAGCGGUGGCAAAGAUAGCUGCUACAAUAUGAUGCAGUGUGUCGCUGAGGGACACGAAAUAGUUGCAUUAGCAAAUCUGCAUCCGAAAGAUCGCGAUGAACUUGAUAGCUUUAUGUACCAGACUGUCGGUCACAUGGGCAUUGAGAACUUGGCAAAGGCUAUGGGUCUGCCAUUGUAUAGGCGCGAGACCAAAGGCAAAAGUACACAAACAGGAAAACAUUAUGUGCCUACAGAUGACGAUGAAGUUGAAGAUUUGUAUAGUCUUUUAGAAUUAUGUAAGAAUGAAUUACAAGUUGAGGCAGUAGCUGUCGGUGCCAUUCUCUCUGACUACCAAAGAGUACGUGUUGAAAAUGUUUGUAGUCGUUUAAAUUUGGUGUCAUUGGCGUAUCUGUGGAGGAGAGACCAGACUGAAUUGUUGCAAGAAAUGAUUGAUUGCCAAGUACAUGCCAUUAUAAUAAAGGUAGCUGCAUUAGGUUUAGUUCCUGAUCGUCAUUUAGGCAAAUCUUUACGUGAAAUACAACCACAUCUGUUGAAAAUGCGUGAUAAGUAUGGUUUGAAUGUAUGCGGCGAAGGUGGUGAAUAUGAAACAUUUACUUUAGACUGUCCGUUGUUUAAGCAGCGAAUUGUGGUAGAGGAUGUUCAAACGAUAAUUAGCUCAGCGGAUCCUAUAUGCCCGGUUGGCUAUAUUAAUUUCACCAAAUUGUCAAUGCAUUCGAAGGAGCCAACGCAAUGCUGUGAUGUUUUUGUGAAAAAAUCUUUGGAUUAUAUAAGUGACCUAAACGAAUCAACAUACAGUGACCUCAGCGACCCAGAUCUCAGUGAAACUGAAUUGGAAUUGAUAGAAAAAGAAACGAGAUUACGUGAAUCGCUUAGCCAAAAUGAAUUAAUAAUAUCGCGUAGCAAUUCAUUUGGCCGCCAUUUAACAACAUCCUCUUCACCCAUACCAAUUGUGACGAAGAGCGCUAGUGUCGACGAACCGCCGACUCCAUCGCCAUUAUUUUCAUCUUCAGCAGCGCUGUGCGCUGUAUCACUACAAGCAACGACCAACAAUUUUAGUGUAACACGUCCUUUGGGUAGCAGUACGACAGCAGUGUGUGGUUCGUUGUCGCUGGGUAUUUCGUCGACGGGCGCCACAGCUGGCAUCUCGACUGCACAUGCUACACAACCACCGAGUCCAAUGAAAAUUGAACGUGAGUUCCGUCCACUUAAAAAUCAGCCAAUGGCAGCGUUUAAUCAAAAAGGCUGGUUGUGGGUCGCUGGCAUACAAGGCUGCGCUCCAACUCUGGAAGAAGGAAUGCGGCUGGCUAUGCAGUCCUUGGUCGAUUUAGCUGUUCAGCACAAUUACGAGUUAACUGAUUACUGUUAUAUUACCCUUUAUAUACGUUCAAUUGCCGAUUAUCCUUUACUAAAUCGUAUUUAUGGCCAAACGAUUAAUUUUCACAAUCCACCAACCCGAGUCUGUGUUGAGUGCCCGCUACCAGAAGAUUGCCAUGUGAUAUUGGAAGCGAUUGCAUUUCGUCCACCUAUGCGACGCCGUCCAACAUUGUCUACAAGCGAAGUAGAUGCUUAUAAUGAUGAACACAAUAAUAGUGGCGACUUAGCACAUAAACAACGCCAAACUAUGCAUGUUCAAGGAAUUUCUCACUGGGCACCAGCAAAUAUUGGCACUUAUAGUCAAUCUACAAGAGUUGGCGAGAUAACAUAUAUUUCUGGUCAAAUUGCACUCGUUCCUGGCAGCAUGACAAUUAUCGAAGGUGGUAUACGGCCACAAUGCAAACUAGCUUUACGACACAUCAGCCGAAUAGCAAAGGCGAUGAAUGCUCAGGGUCAGUUACGCGACGUAGUACAUGGUAUAUGCUUCUUGACUCAUCCAGCCUUUAUAGCCGAGGCGCGUCGUCAAUGGGAACGACGUACAACGAAUGCCAUAAUGGAUUAUAUUGUUGUGCCUGCUUUGCCGCGUGAGGCCUUGGUGGAGUGGCAAGUGUGGGCACAUACGCACAAUGAUCGCUUUGAUUACGAAGAAACUGGAUGCUCCGUAAGUGAUUACACAAUUUCUAUAAGAAGACGUUGGAAUUAUGAAAAUAAUUGCGCUGCAAUUGUUUGUUAUGUGUCUACAGGUUUGGCAUCAUCCACCACACAGUUGACACAAUUAAGUGAAGAUAUACUCACCAACCACUGUCGUCUUGCACAAAGCUUGAGUGCUGAAAAUCUAGACGAAAUAUUAACAUAUACUGUCAAUCGUUUGCUCAAAGAUUAUCCGAUCGCUAAACGAAUAUCAGACUCAUGCCAUAUUUCAGACAGCGGCAUUUGCGAACCAGAUGGCUCUACUCAUUUAUCUACAUCCAUGACGAACAACAAUUUAAAUAGUAGUAACAUUGGUGGAAAUAAUUUAACUGCCUAUUCCAUACCGGCAAUUCACCUGAAAGUGUUCUACCAAGUAACUGCUGCACCGUCCGUGGAAUUGCUGCUUAAUGCACUUUAUGAUUUUCGACUUAAGUGCAAGGAGACCGCCAAUAUUGUAUACACCGUUUUGCCCGCCUGUAGUUUACAUAAUUUUAGUACUUUCCUAUCGAUUUGCGGCGUUCGCCAUGAGUAAUUUCAUAUGAAUUAUGCAUAAAGACUUGAUGUAAUUUAAAGUUUAUCUACUCAUCCUAUGUACACUCAAUUGGCCGAAUUUAUUAUGCCUUUUACAAUGAUAUUGUUUUAGGAAAUUUCUGAAAAAGACAAACUCCCUGUUAGUGUUUAUGUAUGUAAUGGGAUAAAGCCCUGUGAGAAUUGUUACUCAGUUGAAUGUAAAUUUGAAAUGUAUGGGAUUAAAAAUCGGUCCCACACAGAAUUAUUUUCAUUUAAAGCGCAAUUAUGUGAAAAAAAUAUAAUGUACUAUUUUUUAACAUCAA
Molecule: messenger RNA, 3523 nt
Organism: Ceratitis capitata (Mediterranean fruit fly)
Lineage: Eukaryota; Metazoa; Arthropoda; Insecta; Diptera; Tephritidae
Product: diphthine--ammonia ligase
Exons: 11
Coding region: 607-3222 (871 amino acids)
Biological process (GO): protein histidyl modification to diphthamide
Molecular function (GO): diphthine-ammonia ligase activity
Source: RefSeq, a predicted model, not a curated record